Molecule: messenger RNA, 1320 nt
Organism: Eublepharis macularius
Lineage: Eukaryota; Metazoa; Chordata; Lepidosauria; Squamata; Eublepharidae
Product: zinc finger protein 501-like
Exons: 4
Biological process (GO): regulation of transcription by RNA polymerase II
Molecular function (GO): DNA-binding transcription factor activity, RNA polymerase II-specific; RNA polymerase II cis-regulatory region sequence-specific DNA binding
Source: RefSeq, a predicted model, not a curated record
AUGACCGGAGAGCCGGACUCAGUUGGUCCAGAAGCAAGAAAAGGCCCUGAUGCCACUGAGGCUGGCAGGAGAAGGGAACUGUGGGAAGGAACCGUGCGGAAGUGCCUGGGAGAGGAUUUUCCCCCUUCAGAUGUGCAGCGCCAGCAAUUCAGACACUUCCGCUACCAGGAAGUGGAAGGGCCCCGCGAGACUUGCAACCGACUCCACCAUCUUUGCCACCAGUGGCUGAAGCCGGAAAGGUGCAGGAAAAGCUCAUGCAGAUUUGUCACCAUGGAGCAGCUUUUCCAGGCUCUGGUGACCUUUUCGGAGGUGUCUGUUCAUUUUAGUGAGGAAGAGUGGGCUCUGCUGGAUCCGGACCAAAGAAGCCUUUACACGGAAGUCAUGGAGGACAAUUAUCAGAUUGUAGCCUCUCUGGUGUUUGAUAUGCACUGGAGAAAACACAGAAGGGAGAAACCAUAUAAAUAUGUGGACUGUGGAAAGAACUUUUCUCAAAGUACAAACCUUACUGCCCAUCAAUAUAUCCAUACAGGGGAGAAACCAUAUAAAUGUGCAGACUGUGGAAAGAGCUUUGCUUGGAACAAAGACUUUACAGACCAUCUACGUAUCCAUACUGGGGAGAAACCAUAUAAAUGUGCAGACUGUGGAAAGAGCUUUGCUCAGAGUACGCACCUUAUUGUCCAUCGACGUGUCCAUACCGGGGAGAAACCAUAUAAAUGUGUAGACUGUGGAAAGAGCUUUGCUCAGAAAAAAGACUUUACUGACCAUCUACGUAUCCAUACAGAGGAGAAACCAUAUGAAUGUGCGGACUGUGGAAAGAGCUUUGCUCAGAAAGCACAGCUUACUGUCCAUCGACGCAUCCAUACAGGGGAAAAACCAAAUAACUGUGCAGACUGCGGAAAGAGCUUUGUUUGGAGUAAAGACCUUACUGUCCAUCAACGUAUCCAUACUGGGGAGAAACCAUAUAAAUGUGUGGACUGUGAAAAGGACUUUUCUCAGACUGCACAACUUACUGUCCAUCAACGUAUCCAUUCAGGGGAGAAACCAUAUAAAUGUGUAGUCUGUGGGAAAAGCUUUGCUCGGAAGAAAGACUUUACAGACCAUCUACGGAUCCAUACGGGGGAGAAACCAUACGAAUGUACGGACUGUGGAAAGAGCUUUACUCAGAGUGUGCACCUUAUUGUCCAUCGACGUAUCCAUAAUGAGGAGAAACCAUAUAAGUGUGUAGACUGUGGAAAGAGCUUUGUUCGGAAAAAUGACCUUAUUGUCCAUCGACGUAUCCAUACCGGGGAGAAACCAUAUAAAUGUGUGGAUUGUGGAAAG